Molecule: messenger RNA, 943 nt
Organism: Cimex lectularius (bed bug)
Lineage: Eukaryota; Metazoa; Arthropoda; Insecta; Hemiptera; Cimicidae
Product: zinc metalloproteinase nas-8-like
Exons: 5
Coding region: 35-904 (289 amino acids)
Biological process (GO): proteolysis
Molecular function (GO): zinc ion binding; metalloendopeptidase activity
Source: RefSeq, a predicted model, not a curated record
CCUCGCUUAUGCAUAUGUUGAAGGUGUAUUCGCAAUGCCCGCGUUCAACCGAGCUCUCUGCGGUUACUUCUUGUGCUCCUUCGCUUUCGCGUACCAAGAACUAGGGCAUGAAGUGGAACAGGGAUUGAACGAUCUGUUGGAUGCUUUUGGAAGUCAACUUUAUCAAGCACCCAAAUUUUCAACGGGUGAUCGAGUUGCAAACUGGAGGGAGAGCGAUGGAGUCAAUCCUGAAGAAAUGGGCGAAUACCCGGAGGGUGAUAUCCUCUUUCCUUUGAGGGACAGCGCCGCCAGAAACGGGAUAACGACGCUAUCUUCGAGAUGGAAAAGAGGAAAAAUCCCCUACGUAAUCUCAGGCUCCUUCAGCUACCAAGACAGGCAAAUGUUAGAUCGCGCAUUUGAUGAAUAUGCGCGGCUCACAUGCAUCAGAUUUGUCCCUAGGUCGACUGAAACCGAUUAUCUAUACAUCACGAGCGAAAAUACAGGUUGCUGGUCUUCUGUGGGCAAAAUCGGAGGUGCCCAACAACUCAACUUGCAAAGUCCAGGAUGCUUGACACAACUCGGAACGGUGAUGCACGAGUUGAUGCACGCCAUUGGUUUCAUGCACGAGCAAAAUCGCUGGGAAAGGAAUAGAUAUGUGACAAUUAAAUUUGAAAACAUUGAACCAGGGAAAGAAAUUAAUUUUGAAAAAGCAAAAAGGAAAACAACAGAUGGUCAGGGGAUUGAGUACGACUAUUCAAGUGUGAUGCAUUACUCCGGGACGGCAUUUUCUAUCAAUGAACAACCUACAAUAGUAGCUAAAGUUCCCGGUGUCAAACUAGGACAAAGGGUUAACUUAUCGAGGAAAGAUGUAAAGAAAAUAAGAAGGAUGUAUAGAUGUAACAAGGGCGUUUCAAACAUAAACUAAAAUAAUUUAUGUUUAUUUAUUUUUGUAUAUAUUUAUCUG